Molecule: messenger RNA, 1363 nt
Organism: Prunus avium (sweet cherry)
Lineage: Eukaryota; Viridiplantae; Streptophyta; Magnoliopsida; Rosales; Rosaceae
Product: 2-oxoglutarate (2OG) and Fe(II)-dependent oxygenase superfamily protein
Biological process (GO): peptidyl-proline hydroxylation to 4-hydroxy-L-proline
Cellular component (GO): endoplasmic reticulum
Molecular function (GO): L-ascorbic acid binding; procollagen-proline 4-dioxygenase activity; iron ion binding
Source: RefSeq, a predicted model, not a curated record
AAAUUCACAUGGCGCCACAGGCAGUUAUAUGCAGCAGUGAGAUUAGGAUUAGGAGGAUCAUUCCAUUACCAACAAAAUUCAAUCGACUGACUCUUUCUCUCUCUGAGAGAUUGGGAAUCUGACUGAGUACUGAUGACUAGGGUUUGGCUUCAGCUGUUCUUCUUCUUCUUCUUCCUGCUCUCAAUCUCCUCCAGCUCCUACGCUGCUUCACCACACACCUUCACAGUCAAUCCUUCUAAAGUCAGACAGAUCUCAUGGAACCCUAGAGCUUUCGUGUACGAAGGUUUGCUCACGGACGCUGAGUGCGAUCACUUGAUCUCCAUUGCGAAAUCGGAGCUGAAGAGAUCGGCCGUGGCCGAUAACUUGUCCGGUCAGAGCAAGCUCAGCGAGGUGCGGACCAGCUCCGGCAUGUUCAUCCCCAAGGCCAAGGAUCCUAUUGUUGCUGGUAUUGAGGACAAGAUUGCAACAUGGACAUUUCUUCCAAAAGAAAAUGGAGAAGACAUACAAGUAUUGAGAUAUGAGCCUGGGCAGAAAUAUGAACCACACUAUGAUUACUUUGCCGACAAAGUCAAUAUUGCCAGGGGUGGACAUCGCAUAGCAACUGUACUGAUGUACCUUACUGAUGUGACCAAAGGUGGUGAAACAGUGUUCCCUGAAGCAGAGGUACCUUCACGCCGUAAGGCUGCAGAAGUAGAUCACAGUCUCUCUGAGUGUGCAAAGAAAGGAAUUGCAGUGAAACCACGAAGAGGAGAUGCCCUUCUAUUCUUCAGUCUCACCCCACACGCUGUUCCAGACCCAAAAAGUCUCCAUGCUGGGUGCCCAGUGAUUGAAGGAGAGAAAUGGUCAGCAACAAAGUGGAUUCAUGUCGACUCAUUUGACAAGAACUUGGAUGCCGGUGGGAACUGUGCAGAUCUGAAUGAAAGUUGUGACAGAUGGGCUGCCCUUGGAGAAUGCACCAAGAACUCAGAGUAUAUGGUUGGAUCUCCUGAUCUCCCUGGCUACUGUAGGAGGAGUUGUAAGGUAUGUUAGAAUUCACUUCCUGAUUUCCACGUGGACCAUCCGUUGGAGGCUUCCUGUUCUGUUGUGGUUAUUCAUUAAUUUUUUGGUGGAUUGUAAUCCUAUUUUUCAUUACAAGCGUUUUACAGACGUAUAUAGCUGAAUAGAACUUUGGCAUUUUGGGUUGUAAGUCUUUGCUCUAAUUGUACUUUUUUUUUAAACUGUACCCAUGCUUUUCGAAGAGAAAUGCGGCAAUAGAAACCCACCAAAAGAAAUGUGUUGUGUCGAUGUAUGUACUUGAGACCCAAAAUAAUGACUUGAAGACCAUUCUUUUAACAUAUAGAUGGACUGAUCUGGCAGUUGCGUA